AUGGUGAUGGGUUCACCAGGAGCAUCUGUUCCGAUGGCUGCAUUGGCGACUGCCUGGGACACUUACCAGAUCCCAGAAGCUGUUUCUCACGAUCUGGACUUGCUGCGAAAUCACUCUUCCCUCUCGACUGACUUUAAUCUGCCCGGAUGGACAGAGAAAAUAGUCCAAGAGCUUCAUCCAGGGGUUCAGUACGGCCUAGAUUCUUCCAUACAGGUAGCUGAUCAGCAGACAACAGCCUUAUCUCAACCAAAUUCGCACGCCCUCUUCUCUCCCCUGGUCUCGCCUUUCGCGGGCACGCCCUAUGACAUGUCCACUUCCAUGGGCCCAACGAUUAAUAGUGCCAUUUCACCCGAUAGCUUCGUAACUUUUGUCGACCCCAUGAUAGAAAGCUUAUCUAUCAGCACCUGUACGCAACUCGUGAGCCCAUCAGAAGAUCCGUACGCCGAAUCUCCGCUGUUUGACAGUUCAGAAUCCUCGAAUAAUGUUCUCUCUGCCCAAGGUUCAGAACAGGAAAGUGAAUGCGGUUUAAAAGAGAAAUGA
Colletotrichum destructivum is the source of this 540-nucleotide messenger RNA. RefSeq lists its product as uncharacterized. The record is from RefSeq and is a predicted model, not a curated record. The transcript has a single exon. NCBI's taxonomy places the organism in Eukaryota, Fungi, Ascomycota, Sordariomycetes, Glomerellales, Glomerellaceae. Bases 1 to 540 code for a protein of 179 amino acids.